GUUUGAAAACGAAUAUGUCGAAAUGAAUUGAAGGUUAGGUAAGGCAGAGAAGUGCCUUCAGGAUUUGAUGGGAUUGUUUUUAGACUUCGUUCAAAAAUCAAGUAAAAAGUAUUGAAAAAAUUAUCUUCACACUUAAUCAUGGCUCUUGCGAAUAUAUCUGGAAUUCCUGAUAAACAUUGGCAGCCACCAUUUGUAGUAUUUGAAACUACAAUGGGGGAAGUCAUGAUUGAGCUGUACUGGAAACAUGUACCAAUUACAUGCAGGAAUUUUGCUGAACUUACACGACGUGGAUAUUACAAUGGAACGAAGUUUCAUAGAGUAAUACGAGAUUUCAUGAUACAGGGCGGUGAUCCCACGGGAACAGGAAAAGGUGGGGUAUCCAUCUAUGGAGAAUGUUUUGACGAUGAAAUACACGAUGACCUAAAGCAUACAGGUGCGGGAGUAGUAUCUAUGGCUAAUUCAGGACCUGAUACUAACGGAUCACAGUUUUUUAUUACAUUAGCGCCUACACAAUGGCUUGAUGGAAAACACACAAUUUUUGUGGAAAUAGCUUGUCGUCGUUCUAUAGUGCUUUGUCGGAGAACUUUGCCAAUUUAAUCUAGAAAAUUUUCAUUAGGAUAUUUUUCAUUAACAGGCAGAAUUCAGUCUGGUAUGGCAAUAGUAAAAAGAAUUGGCUUAGUUGAGACCGACAAGAAUGACAGACCCGUUGACGACAUAAAAAUUGUUAAAGGAUCCAUAAGAAAUGCAUAAUAAAAAAAUAAAUUUUUAAUUACUGUA
Messenger RNA from Osmia bicornis bicornis, 777 nucleotides. RefSeq names its product peptidyl-prolyl cis-trans isomerase-like 1 (gene Cypl). The record is from RefSeq and is a predicted model, not a curated record. Gene Ontology annotation, biological process: protein folding; protein peptidyl-prolyl isomerization. NCBI's taxonomy places the organism in Eukaryota, Metazoa, Arthropoda, Insecta, Hymenoptera, Megachilidae. The transcript is spliced from 5 exons. Gene Ontology annotation, cellular component: catalytic step 2 spliceosome. Gene Ontology annotation, molecular function: peptidyl-prolyl cis-trans isomerase activity. The coding region runs from base 139 to 597 and encodes 152 amino acids.